AUGUCCAGCAACACACCCUCUACACCAGUCAAGGUGCCUUCCAGCGCCGCGAACCACACACAAGCGACCCUAGACCCCGACCUUCGUUCACAGAUCAAUACUCUGCUUCUACGCGACGGCCACGUUGCGAAGAUACAAGACGCCCUUCUCCACGCCCUCAACUCGCACUCUACGAACUGGCCCACCGCUAUUCAAACGCACGCGCUGAACCUUCUACGCUCCGGCGAAGUAACGACCUUCCCGGCCCUUCUCAGUCGCGUCCUCGAAGACGUUCGCCACGACUCGGCCCUCAACCCCAUGUCCUCGAGUUCUAACGGCACUAGCGCUAAGUCAGGCGCCAACGGAGAUGGACCCAAGGCCAACGGCGCGGCAGAUGGCAAGCCCAACCUUGCGGUGCCGGAGUCUGUGGUUGAGGAAGCCCUUCGUGUCACUAGAGAGAGCCUAGAGGCUGUUUGCGAGAUUGAAGAUGAAGGGGCCGCCUAG
Molecule: messenger RNA, 483 nt
Organism: Fusarium sp. VM40
Lineage: Eukaryota; Fungi; Ascomycota; Sordariomycetes; Hypocreales; Nectriaceae
Source: the annotation of a GenBank genome assembly